GUUUUUGAUGUUAUGGGCGGAUCCGCGCGUUCGUGUUCCCCAGAGUCACACCUUCUGCAGCCAGCUGUGCGUGACUUCUCUCCUGCCUGUUACAGCAGCUCGCCGUCCAUAACCCCCCCGAGCGUCGACGAUUAUGUGAUGGGGAGAAGAAAUAUUGGGCAGUGAUGACAAUUUCUAACGCUUUAGUAAUUGGGAGGGCUUGACAGCGCCUUUUAAUAAAUGCAGGGUCCUCCCCCGGGCAUGCUCCAUCUGAUCUGAGACAGGAGCUGGGAGUCUGGCGUGAUUAACAGGCAGUAUUUGGGCGUGUUUUGAGGAGAUGUGUUGCCCACUCAUUUCUGAUUUUCUUUGUUUAAUCGCAGUACAGAGAUCAGGAUUCCCAUCCCUUCUUCGCGCGCACCAGGGGGGUUGUUGUUUCGCUUUCAAGCAAAGCGUGAAUGACGGGGACGAGUCUGUGAGCAGAGCUGCAUCUCUCCGCUGAGACAAAGACCUGCUGCUUAGUGUCGUUAAUCGCGGGGAGGGAGCGGGCAGAGCUGAGUGUGAAGGAGGUGAGUCCGUAGGCAGGAACAGAGGGACCGAGGAGCCGCGCCGAGUCUCCACCAGGAGCUGCCGGACCAAAGACAGGCGCUGUCCGCUCAGCACCACCGCAGUCACCUUGUUGUGAAAGUCAGAAACACGCUCAGUGUACUCGGGAGUGAUCCGAUCAAUUGCCGCAACCCGGUGAGCCUAAUGAGCUGGAUUUGUUCCGCUAGCAGGGGGGAGAUCACCAGCGUUUGUCCCUUUUAUCUCGACAUCUUGGAUUCACCGACGAUGUGACGUCUCAUUCUUAAUGUGAUGCCAUUGGCUGCGAUCGUUUUGGAUUUCGAUUCCAUACCUUCCAGCGGCGAGUCUGGCGACAGGGAGCGUUAAUGAUCACCCAGUUGCAUGGCAGCUACUUGUAGAAAAUAUAGGGCUUAGAGGGGAUGUAGCCUGGUGCGUGUUAAACAGAUCAGAUUUCUUCCAUAGUUGGUGAGACAGGACGACAGGUUGCUUUGAGCGCAGCUUCCCUUAUGUAAUUGUUUCCGUCAGCGAUUACUUCUGUGCAUGGCUGCACGGCGCGCCUAGACUUACCUAAGCGAUGAAGGGAACUUAUUGGAGAAAUGCCUAGGGGACGCAAUGGGCCUGAGCGACGACAAGGAUCGCAUUGUGAUAAACGUGGGAGGGAUCAGACAUCAGACAUACCGCAGCACCCUGCGCACCCUACCUGGCACACGCUUGUCCUGGCUGGCCGAGCCUGAUGCACCCAACCACUUUGACUAUGAUGCCAAGAUCGAGGAGUUUUUCUUCGACCGCCACCCCGGCGUGUUUGCACAUAUCCUUAAUUACUAUAGGACAGGUAAACUGCACUGCCCGGCUGAUGUCUGCGGGCCGCUCUACGAGGAGGAACUGGCCUUCUGGGGGAUUGAUGAGACAGACGUGGAACCAUGCUGCUGGAUGACCUAUCGCCAACACCGGGAGGCAGAGGAGGCCCUUGAUAGUUUCGGCGGGGGAGGCCUAUUAGACCUGGGGAGCGACGAUGCGGAGCCAGAGCAGGAUCAUACUGAGGACGAUGUGGAUGAAAUGACAAGGAGGCUGGCACAGGGAGACUGCCCUGAUGCCAGGAGUGGAAGCCUGUGGAGCCGCUGGCAGAAGCACGUCUGGGCUCUGUUUGAGGACCCUUACUCGUCUAAAUAUGCAAGGUGGGUGGCUCUGGCCUCGCUGUUCUUUAUUCUGGUGUCCAUCACCACCUUCUGUCUGGAGACCCAUGAGGCCUUCAACCCCAUCAUCAACCGCACAGAAGUGGAGAUGGUAGAUAAUAUGACAGUGGAGAACACCUACCAGGAGGUGGAGACAGCGGCCUACCUCACCUACAUCGAAGGCGUUUGUGUGGUGUGGUUCACGUUUGAAUUUCUAAUGCGAAUAACUUUCUGCCCAAAUAAAUGUGACUUCAUUCGGAACGCCUUGAACAUCAUCGACUUUGUGGCCAUCCUACCCUUCUACCUAGAGGUGGGCCUCAGCGGACUCUCCUCCAAGGCAGCUAAGGACGUGCUGGGUUUCCUGAGAGUGGUCCGCUUCGUGCGGAUCCUGCGUAUCUUCAAGCUGACCCGUCACUUUGUGGGGCUGAGGGUGCUAGGCCACACGUUAAGGGCCAGCACCAACGAGUUCCUGCUCCUCAUCAUCUUCCUCGCCCUUGGUGUCCUGAUCUUUGCCACUAUGAUCUACUAUGCUGAACGUAUCGGAGCUAGCCCCAACGACCCACGAGCCAGCGAGCACACACACUUCAAGAACAUCCCGAUUGGAUUCUGGUGGGCUGUGGUGACCAUGACGACCCUCGGCUACGGAGACAUGUACCCUCAGACGACCUCUGGUAUGCUGGUUGGAGCCCUGUGCGCCCUGGCUGGUGUGCUGACCAUCGCCAUGCCCGUCCCCGUGAUUGUCAACAACUUUGGAAUGUAUUACUCGCUGGCCAUGGCAAAACAGAAACUACCAAAGAAAAAAAACAGGCAUAUCCCACGAGCGCCCCAACCCGGUUCUCCCAACUUCUGUAAGUCAAGCAUCAGCUCCCAGCCUCAGAGCCCUAUAGCCCAUGAUGACGUUUUCGAGAUAAAAUUUCAAGAUUCCAAGCUGAACGGUGAGGCAGCCAACGCAGCUCUGGCCAACGAAGAUUGCCCUCACAUAGACCAGGCCAUAUCUCCGGAGGAAAUCUUCAGCCCCGGCGACAGAGAGCGGCCCUGCUUCCUGGUCACCACGGCUGAACGCCCCAACCACACAGGUGGCAGAGUGAGGAGGGGUUAUGAAAAGCCUUGGAGCCUUAACAGCAUGUCUGGCAUGAGCGGGGAUGCCUCUGGAGUGUCCUCAGUGUCCGCCCUGCCCUGCAGCCCACCCUGUCUAAUGCAGCACUCACAUUCUCCCAUCCCAUCCAUUAUGUAGCAUGGUUGAGUAGCAGACACAAUGCCAUUGGAAGGCCAGUCCACACUCCUCCUCCUUAUCUUUCCUGUCAAAUUUUGUUUUUACACUUGCCUUCGCUCCUGCUUUUUUUCCAUUUUUAUUUCUUUACUUUUCUGGAAAACUGUAUCUUAACUGUGCUUACUCUUAAGCUUCCCAAGUGUUCUCCUUGGGUGUGUCAUCAUAUCCUAGACUAGAAAACAUUGGCACAUGCCACUCUGCAUGGGUCACCACAGUUGCAGACAAAGCACUGUUCUACUUCUACCACAGGCUAACCCCACUCUUUUCCUUCUGUUUAAACCAUUGCCUGUUGCUCUGUUGCUUUUGAUCUCUCAUACUUUUUCCUGCCAAUAACUCUUCUCUCAUUUGCUUUUUACAAUUUUGUGAAAGAAUUUUUCAUAAGAUGUAACCCCUGCUAACAAUAUGCUGGACAUUAACAAUACAUGGCUUUUAAACAUAUCCAAAAGCUGUUAAGGGAACUCCUCUUAAGUGCUUUGUACGUUGCAAAGUAGAGACGUUAUCAUUCUGAGAGUGCAAUCCAGACAAUGUUACCUGAGUGGCCACUAAAAAAAAAAGAAAAAAAAAAGAAAUAUUUGAACAUGAUGUUCAUGGUGUCCAAUGCAACAUGGAGAUGACGACAAUUCCUAUGAUAUCAGUGAUGAAUACAUCUAAUGUUAAACGGAACAGAAAUGUCUGUUCAUUUGCAUGAACUGCAUGAAAAAUUAUGUUCAACAAGAAGCUAACUGUAUCACAGUACCUGUAAGAAAAAAUGAAAAAAAAAAAUUUUCUUUCAAAAGCUUCUAAAGCUUUGUCAUUUUAUGCAUUUUGAGAGAGCUUUACAAGAGACUCAGUCAUAGCAGAGAUUUUUAUGUAGCUGCCAUUCUUUGCCUUUCCCCAAAUUCAUAUAUUUAUUUUCUUGUAUUCGUUUGACUGGGGCCUCCAACUAAAAUAGUGGGAUCUGUCGUAAAGCCAACUAAUGCUGUUAUGAGCAUAAAUAGUUUUUAUAUAUUUACUGGUUAGCAAUGACUUUUUAAACAGUAUCAGUGGUCUGCAGCAACUUCUAUUACUGCUGUGCUGCUAAAUUAAGGCAGGACUCAUGAAUUAUGAAACAACGGUGCCUUCGUACCUGGUGAGGCAAAGCAAAAGUGAGUUAUAAAUUGACACGAUAUUACGUAAGUGCUCCCAGUGUAGCAUCAUUACACUUUGUACCAUGCUCAUAACAGUAACAGUAACAAAAGCUUUAUUUUAUACAACCCUCGUACCCUUAAUCACGGUAAAAAUGCCAUCCUGGUUAGUGUUGUUACGCCACUGAACACAGACUUAACUUUUAGGGGGAUACAUAGCACCGAGAAAGGAAAAAAAAAGACUUAACAGUCCCCAUCUUUUUGUAUAUUAAAGCACAAAAUGUUGUAAAAGGGGACCAGGCAACUGUAAAGAGCCAAAAUAUAUUGAGUUACGAUCAACCAGAGAUGUCACAAUGACUUCUACAGUAUGUAUGUCUACUGAUUUAUAACGUCAAUACAUCUACUGUUACAGGUAUUGAUACUGUCCCAAUAAUUAUGCACAAGUCUUUCAGGGCACUUUAACAAAUUUUAUGUUGACCAAUCAGAAAUGUUAAUUUCUAGGAGAAGAUAGCGUACAGUAAUUAUAGCAACUCAGCUAAGUUUUGUUUUUUAUUCAUUUUGAGUCAUGUCUCUUGUGGUAAUUAUUGGACGUUAUAUAUUUGGUUAAAAAAAAAAUCUUGUAAAGAUUUGAUGUGAAGAGAUGCAGGUGAAUUAUAUGCUCAUGCAAUUCAAGUGGGGGGGGUGAAAAUACGACGUAGUGUGGGAUUUGGGUCUCCUUGGGGAAAGGUAAAUGCAUGUAUUUUCCAUUUAUGCAACAGAAAAGUAUUUAAAUAAAAUAUGUAAAUAUAAGUCCUUGCAUGAAAUAAAUUUUGUACUCAA
Molecule: messenger RNA, 4904 nt
Organism: Mugil cephalus (flathead mullet)
Lineage: Eukaryota; Metazoa; Chordata; Actinopteri; Mugiliformes; Mugilidae
Gene: kcnc1b
Product: potassium voltage-gated channel, Shaw-related subfamily, member 1b
Exons: 4
Coding region: 1153-2946 (597 amino acids)
Biological process (GO): protein homooligomerization; potassium ion transmembrane transport
Cellular component (GO): voltage-gated potassium channel complex; axon; dendrite membrane
Molecular function (GO): delayed rectifier potassium channel activity; protein binding
Source: RefSeq, a predicted model, not a curated record